AUGUCAUCUUGUGGUGAAAAUGGGAGACAAGACAGUGGAAGAAUUUGGAUCAGGAAAUAUGCUAGUGCAGAGAAAAAAGAUACAGCAAUAAAGUAUGUGAGUUUAAUAGUCCUUGUGAUUCAAAACGCAUCACAAGUACUAGUUAUGCGGUAUGUUAGAACGCGACCGCGUGAAAUGUUCCUGUCGACAGUGGCAAUUUUUUUCGCAGAAGUUGUCAAACUGAUUAUUUGCAUCCUGUUCCUUACCAUCCAGGAAAGGAGUUUGAUAAGAUGUUUAAAAGUAAUGUAUGUAGACAUAAUCAAGCAACCGAUUGAUACUUUGAAAGUGUGCGUGCCAGCCGUGAUAUAUGUUAUUCAAAACAAUCUGCUUUAUGUUGCUGUAUCGAAUUUACCUGCAGCAACUUAUAUGGUAACUUAUCAGCUUAAGAUUCUUACAACAGCACUUUUCACUGUAACCAUUCUUCGAAGACGUCUUUCACUGCUGCAAUGGCUGGCCCUCGUUUUGCUUUUUGGAGGAAUCGCAUUGGUUCAGUUGGAUGAUCAAAGAGCCAGUACGAAGGUAAUUAAGGGAAACAUGACAUCAAUUCGAGACGACAAUUCCAAAAGUGCAAAAUCGGGAACACCUUACAAACAUAUUGUAGAACAAAAUCCUAUCAAUGGUUUCGCUGCUGUUUUAGUCGCAUGUAUUUUAUCAGGAUUUUCCGGUAUAUAUUUGGAGAAAAUAUUGAAGGACUCGGAUGUGUCAGUAUGGAUACGAAAUGUGCAACUUGCGAUUAUCUCACUUCCAGUCGCUUUGGCCAAUGUUUUCAUACAGGAUAGCAGGCGAGUGCUAGAACAGGGUAUGUUAGUUGGUUUUGAUAUUGUGGUUUGGUGUCUGAUUAUGUUAUCGUCGAUCGGUGGUAUUACUGUUGCUGUUGUCAUAAAAUACGCCGAUAAUAUUCUGAAGGCAUUUGCUGCAUCUAUUGCCAUCAUUGUGGCUUGCAUCGCAUCUGCAGUGCUUUUUCAGUUCCGCCCAGCUGCUCUGUUUCUUGUUGGUACCGUUUUUGUCAUUGGAGCUAUUUUCAUGUAUAGUUUGUUUCCUUAUAAGAAGAAAUAUCAACAAACUGCGACUGAGCCUCCACAUGCAGAUCAACAGAAAGAAGAAACAGUAACUGUUUAA
This is a messenger RNA of Brugia malayi, 1158 nucleotides long. RefSeq lists its product as uncharacterized. Gene Ontology annotation, biological process: pyrimidine nucleotide-sugar transmembrane transport. The coding region runs from base 1 to 1158 and encodes 385 amino acids. Gene Ontology annotation, cellular component: Golgi membrane. The record is from RefSeq and is a predicted model, not a curated record. NCBI's taxonomy places the organism in Eukaryota, Metazoa, Nematoda, Chromadorea, Rhabditida, Onchocercidae. The transcript has 7 exons. Gene Ontology annotation, molecular function: UDP-galactose transmembrane transporter activity.